AUGAUUGAUAUAUGAGUCAGAAUUAAUCCAUUUAUAAUGGGAGCAAAUAUCAAUAAAAUUGAAAAGCAAAAUUCAACCAAAGACUCAGCUGAUUCCGAAACCACAGAAAGCAGUGAAUUAGACUUGACCACUACUGACUUAAACAGUUAUAAUAUUAAAGGAAACUCAAAAGCAGAACUGCUAAAAUCCAUAGUUUCGAACUAUGCAUUAAUGAAUAAAAGGAUACAAGAAACUAAAGCAAGCAUAAAGAAAAGCCAAAGAAAGCCAAAAAAAAAGAAAGACAUUUCCUACAAAAAUUAA
This is a messenger RNA of Blepharisma stoltei, 300 nucleotides long. Lineage: Eukaryota; Ciliophora; Heterotrichea; Heterotrichida; Blepharismidae. The record is from the annotation of a GenBank genome assembly.